Petromyzon marinus (sea lamprey) is the source of this 2439-nucleotide messenger RNA. It is a transcript of the gene NUP85, whose product is annotated as nucleoporin 85. Gene Ontology annotation, biological process: protein import into nucleus; positive regulation of DNA-templated transcription; mRNA export from nucleus. Gene Ontology annotation, molecular function: structural constituent of nuclear pore. NCBI's taxonomy places the organism in Eukaryota, Metazoa, Chordata, Hyperoartia, Petromyzontiformes, Petromyzontidae. Gene Ontology annotation, cellular component: nuclear pore outer ring. The record is from RefSeq and is a predicted model, not a curated record.
CCACCUUGUCCGCCCUGCAGCAUUCUCCUCCUCUCCUCCCUCCUCCACGACUUCCAUCCUCUCUCAACGUUGAGCGGCCAUCUUACCCCUAUGUAAGAUGGCGCGGGGCCGUCUGCAAGUGACGUCACCAAAGCUGCAUUCGGAGAGGGAGAGAGACGGCGGCGUCAUGGAGGAGAGGGAUGAAAGUGUUCAGGAGACGCUGGUGAAUGGCCUGGGCUCAGGGCAGGCCUUGCUGGGCCUCGACUGGCAUCUUGGGGGAUUGCUCCUCUAUAACACAAAGUACACGCGUAACGGAGGCAGUGUGACGGGAGGGGGAGACAGCGACGCGAUGCUCGUGGAGUGUGAGCGUGACGCCAGUAUGAGCUGCCCCGUGAUGCGCACCCUCUACAGCGAACUGUACAGCAUCUUUUCCUCCCUACAACAGCAGCAGGGUGCCGGCCCUGUCGACAAGAAACAGUUGGUGGAAUUUAGCCGCAGCUACCGUUCAGUGAUGAGAGCAACCAUGGAAGGCUUACAGAAGAUGGGAAUGUCAACUGAGGACGAUAUUAAGUUGGACUAUUGCAAAGAACAGGUGCAAGCACUGCUGGACUUGGAGCUGAUCUGGAAUCUGUGCGAGGUUCUUUUUGUCGAAGCAGCUCAAGCUGGCCUCCUGGUGCCCCUGCUGCUGGACUGGGUGCAUCUACACGGAAGUCACGUGGAGACGCAGGCGCAGCUCGUGCUGAGCAGCAGCAACCCAGGACAGCACCCUCAGUAUUGGGACACGGUGCUGGGCUUUGUGCUUCAGGGCCGCAUAGGAGAGGCGCGACAACUGCUAUCCCACACAGCCUCCUCCGUGCCCCCCGGCUCUCGGAGUCUGGUUAAGCACAUGGACACGUUGCUCAAACGGAUGCCCUUCUAUACGGCCUCGCAGUCCCUGGCCGAGUUCGACUUGAGGUGGAGACACUGGCAGGAGGAAUGCCAGAGUGUGCUGCGGGAGGGAGCCUUUGCCUCUCACCAGCACCUGGAGCUCCUGUGUAAGAUCCUGGCCGGGGAGGAGGAGGCGCUGAUGGAGAGCAGGGGCCUCAUGCGGUGGUACGGCUACAUGGUGGCUCGCCUGCUCUACAGCCACCCCACGGCCAAGCCCUCCGAGCUGCAGCACUACGUACAGGCGGCCUGCUGUGUGUAUGGGAACGACGCGGCCUCCUCCCCGCUCGACCAGCUCCUGCAGGUCGUGUUCGACAUGAACCUACACCAGCUGCUCAAGGACUGCAGCUUGGCGCUUAACAACUGGUGGUUCGUGGCGCAUCUCAGUGACCUGCUGCAUCACUGUCAGCAACUCCAGUCGGGCACCAGUCUGCGUGAGUUCCUCCUCCUGGAAUUCGCCACGAACCUCAUGGCGCAUCACAGCCUGUGGAGCCUGGCGCCGGUGUACCUGGACGCGUGCGGUGAGGAGGGCCGCGCUGUCAUGAAGCUGUGGCUCGUGCGGCUGCCCCUGCAGAGCGAGCGCAAGGCUCAGAAGGUGCUCAGGAUCUGCCAGGAGAGGAACUUGCAGGAGCAGGCUCGCGGGAUCUGCAAGGAGAUGGCGGUGAGGGCAGUGCGCUCGGGGAGACUCGGACUCGCACUCAACUGGAGCCUCCGUGCGAAAGAUCCCGCACUCACCACGGCACUGGCCGACCGGUUCCUGGACAGUUACGCCGCCCGUGGAGCUUUCUGCGACUUGGAGCUCAUAGACAGCCUGGGUUCCUCUAUACUUCUGAGCGACCGUCUUACCUUCCUGGGUAAGUACCGUGAGUUCCACCGGCUCUAUGGAGACCGGAGGCUCCCCGAGGCUGCGCGCUUGCUGCUCACGCUGAUGACCGCUCGAGUGGCCCCCACCGGCUUCUGGCUCACACUGCUGGGCGACGCUGUGCCCCUGCUCACUCACCAGCAGGUGAUUUUUGAUGCUGAGCAGAGCUCGCAGCUGCUAGACUGUUUGGAGGAGGCCGUGGAGAGGAGCUCUGUGGGAAAAUGGGCAGGAACAGAUCAGGAGCAGGAGGAGUACGAGGAGAAGAAGGAUCUCAUCCGCAUGGCGAUCGUGCAGAACCUGGCACGUGCCAUUGUUGGCUAGGGUUCGCUGCCUGUGCCCUGAGCCAUGGAUUCCCGAUCCACUCACGUGGGAGGCUCCACUCUCCCUACCACGGACAGCGCAUGCAGUUCGAGAAACUUCGCGGUGGGGCGGAAUCUCUUUUCAGGGCGUGGAAAGGCGUCAUUCGACAGAUUUUCGAACCAUCGUGCCACGUGUUGGAGAGUGUUGGGUAAAUGAAUGUGCGUCUUAUGGCAGGAUCAAUAGUUGAAGCCAAAUUGAUGUUAAAUCAUUUCUUUACAUAACACCGAGGCGGUUAUCACUUGAGUUUAACAAUGAUAUUUUUUAUAAAUGUCGCCUUUACAUUUUGAUAUUAAAGUGUGGACCUUGUCAAAUUG